Molecule: messenger RNA, 1326 nt
Organism: Symbiodinium sp. CCMP2592
Lineage: Eukaryota; Dinophyceae; Suessiales; Symbiodiniaceae
Source: the annotation of a GenBank genome assembly
AUGGCAAUGUCCGGUGCGGAGUGGGAGUACGAGUGGAGUCCAGAGAAGAAGCGCUACUACUACUUGGACAAGGUGUCCGGCAGAUCUAGCUGGAGCAGACCGGCCGGCUGUUCAAUCGACUUGCCGGACCUACCACCUCAGGAGGACGAAUCGAUAGAGCCUCCGCCAAAGCCUACGGACCUGCCUCACGGCUGGCGAGCCGUGCUGGACCGGCGACCGCAGGUGAACCGGUACUUCUACUACAAGGUAUCGAAGCCUCAGGAAAGAACCUGGUACAAGCCACUCCCACAGUUGGAGCCAGAUCCGGAUGAAGAAGGCCACGUUCAUCGGGUCAACAGCGGAAAUGCUGAUGCAGCCAACAAGACCCGGCGCUUCCAAAUGUUCAAGCGCCCGCUGCAGCACAUAAGAGCAGAGAGAAUGGAAACUCACAAGCUGAAGAUGAUCUCCGAUCUCGUGGAGGAGAUCUGGAGGGCAAACCAGGAUCUUCUGGCGCGAAGCGAUCACAUCUCCGUCCCAGUGUCGCGCAAAGUCCACUACAAAGAAGUCCAUCAGGCGCUUCAUGACAAGACCGUGCAGUCGUUUGACCAUGCGCCGAAGGUCACCUUCGCCGAGGCCAGUCUAGCCUCUGCAGCCAAGCUCUUCCACGAACAGGACAAAAGCCGAAAGAUUUGUGUGGUGAACUGCACAUCGGGCGAGUUCCCUCCCGUGACGCAUCUACUCAGCCUGGAGACGGAGAUGUAUUGUCAAACUCCGAACUUGCUGCCAUCUUUGCAACGAGCAAAGCCCCAAGUGCUGAGCCCAUUUGGACCAAAAGCCUGUGCGAAGAACGACAUGAGUAGUUUCAGUGAUGUGAUCUAUUCCCCUGAGUGCAUCAUUGGCCGGGGUGGCAUCGUUGAGGAGUUCGAGCUAUAUCCAGAGGACAGGCAAGCCGUAAUUCCGGUUCUCAGCUCUGCUGCGCCUUUGACAGAGGACCAGUUGCAAUAUAAGGACAAGGCUCAAGAGGAGCGGCUGUUGCAGGAAACACUGACGUCCAUUUUCGUGACGCCCGUUCUUCGCAAUCCGCACACGACGACUCUCAUUUUAGGAGCUUGGGGCUGUGAAAAACACUUGAGCCCCGAGCCGACUUUGGUGGCCACAAAGUUGGCCGAGCUUCUGAGUGGCAAGCUUGUCGAGAACGUGAGAGUUGGCUGGCUUUACAACGAAGUGCACUUCUGCUUCCCGGAACAUGUCUCCGGAAUUUCUGAUGGCAGUGCCCAUGACGAUGCCGACUUGGAAAUUUUCCGACGCGUUUUCGACCAAUUCAAGAUCAACCAUAACGAGUUGUAG